Messenger RNA from Myotis daubentonii (Daubenton's bat), 2001 nucleotides. It is a transcript of the gene MED11, whose product is annotated as mediator complex subunit 11. The record is from RefSeq and is a predicted model, not a curated record. Gene Ontology annotation, cellular component: mediator complex. NCBI's taxonomy places the organism in Eukaryota, Metazoa, Chordata, Mammalia, Chiroptera, Vespertilionidae. Gene Ontology annotation, molecular function: transcription coregulator activity. Gene Ontology annotation, biological process: regulation of transcription by RNA polymerase II.
AGAGACACGUUCAUUGGCUGCCAACCAGGGCCAGGGAUCUAGCCGGCAACGGAGGUAGUGCCCUUGAUCGGAAUCUAACCCAGGACCUUUCUUACUCUGGGCCAACGCUCUAUCCACUGAGCCAAACCAGCUAGGGCUAGAUUCCCUCAAGUUUAACUGAAAGUCUCCAAUCACAGGGGUAAUUUGCUAACCCUGUGCAAACUGGUUUCACUCUCAAUCUUCCAUAAUCUGUCAACAUUGAUCUUUCCAAACGGGUAAAUCUGUCCUAACACACCUCUUUAAAAUCCUUCAAAGGUCCCAAAUGCCAUCAGAACACAGUCCAAAUUACUUAGCUUGCAAACCUUUUCCAGAUCUGUCUCCUCCAGUCUCCCCAGCCACACCUUCCAUUCACGCCAAACUGAAUCCCUUGCUGUCCCUUCAAAUGCGCUGGACCCCUUCACGCACCAGGCGCUUGCCUGUGCCAGUUCCUUUUUCCUCUUCAAACAGGUAGAUACCAGGUUAACUCUUUAGAUUCCGUUCAAGCAGCACUUCCGCCCGGAGUCCUUUCUCUGUGCUCCUGGUGGUGCACCCGGGGCACAGCUCCAACAAAACGCCUAUGCCAUAUCGCGGGAGAGUCCACCUCGUUCUUCUUUGUAAACCUGAGCCCACCACAUGAUGGAAACCAGAAAGGGAAAGGUGAAAAGGCUGAAAUAAGCCAGGACUGAUAGUCGGUGUUUCAGCUGGGCUCCCGUCCAGGAGGAAGCGCUAGGGCGAAUAAUGUAACCCUCACCAAGUCAAGCUUUCCCCGGGUCCCAACAGAUGGCGGAGCCGGGUGGGCACACACAGAGCGGUUCCACGGCUGUGUAAUCUGGAAGAAUACCCCAGAACUCCCACCAUCAUCCCCUAGCGCCAGCAAACGCUCAAUUAAUUCUUACAGGAGAAAUUAACUAUAGGCCACAAGAUAAUGGCGCGAAGGUUUGACUGGUCAGACCGCCCCUGGUUCCAGAACGUCCCGCUGCAGCCUCCUGCACUGGUAGUCCUGCGGCGAUGGCGCAGGUCUGGGCAUGCGCAGAACUCCUGCGCGUUGUCGUUCACCAGGUGAGCCGAGAAAGGCGGGGCUUCGCUGAGCAUCCUGGGAAUUGUAGUGUCGGCUAGAGAUCGCUCUCGGCGCCGGCGGAAACCGACGUGCCCUUCCGGGCUCAAACGCCGCGCUUCGCAAAAGGGGAAAAUCCGGUGGGUUCCCCGAGAGACAGACAAUGGCUACCUACAGCCUGGCAAACGAGCGACUACGCGCCUUGGAAGACAUCGAACGGGAAAUCGGCGCCAUCCUUCAGAAUGCAGGUACCGUAAUCCUGGAACUUUCCAAGGAAAAAACCAAUGAGCGGCUGCUAGACCGACAAGCGGCGGCUUUCACGGCGUCGGUGCAACACGUAGAAGCGGAGCUGUCGGCUCAGAUCCGCUACCUAACCCAGGUGGCCACAGGGCAGCCCCACGAGGGCUCCAGCUACUCUUCAAGGAAGGACUGUCAGAUGGCACUAAAGCGGGUGGACUAUGCUCGCCUCAAGCUCAGCGAUGUGGCCCGAACCUGUGAGCAGAUGCUGGAAAACUAAGCCAAGUAGGCAGAGAGACAUCUUGGAGGCAGAUCGCCACCUGCCCCCCGGGACAGAACCUGGAGACCUUUAGAUUGAGGAGCACCGGCUGCCAUGCAUGUCCUGCUGGUCAUAUAUGAGGACAAAGAGGCAAAAGGUGGGAAUGGAGAAACUUUAAGCCCACGUCUGCCCACGACUCUGUGCUGGCUCCUCUAGCAGGUGCUCCUGCUCUAACUUCACCAAAGUGCUGACAAGCUCAGACAGGAGAUAAAGAGUCAGUCACCCAACCCACUUCCUCAGCUAUUUCAUGUCCUUGUCCCCCUCCACUGACUUGACCCAAUGAAGACACAUUCUUCAUUGGAAGAGAGAAAACAGGAACUAAGGGUUUUGAUAAUGAAAAACAACAACAAUAAGGACAGUGAGCUCAGACUGA